CCCACUGACUGGCUCACGGCCCCAGCAGUCUCGCCCUCCUCCCCCUCGCGCACGGAUCCGCCGCCCAGCUCGUGCAGCCCCUACCCCGUAGGCGAGCGCGCAUCUUCGGAGGCCGGCGAACCCUAGCACCCCACGCCCACGCCAACGCCCUGCCGGCGGUCCCUUCCCCGACCGCACGCAUCAGCCGCGCGGAUCCGAUUCGAAGAAAUCCGGUGGAAUCGGGCGAGGCGUCGGCCGCAAUCCAGUGAGUCUGAUCGGGGCUCGUGUGGCCGCAAUUCAGAAGACCAUACUAUAAUAUGGAUCUCAAGGAUAGCCUCUCCAAAUUUAAGCAACAGCAGGAGAGGUGCCAGUCAUCUUUGGCUAGCAUAGCUGCAAAUCAAGCUUCGAAUUCGAAGCCAAAGCACAGGGCCCAACCGAUAAAUGCUCCAUCUGCUCCAGCAAGACCAUCACAACCUAUUAAAUUUUCCAAUGAUACAGAAAGGCUGCAGCACAUUAAUUCGAUUAGGAAAUCUCCUGUUGGAGCACAGAUGAAACUUGUCAUCGAUCUGCUUUACAAGACAAGACAAGCUUUUACUGCAGAGCAAAUAAAUGAAGCAACUUAUGUUGAUAUUCGUGGUAACAAGGCUGUCUUUGACAGCUUGAGGAACAACCUCAAAGUAAAUUAUGAUGGGAGGCAUUUCUCUUACAAGUCCAAGCAUGAUCUUAAGGGAAAAGAUCAACUACUUGUUUUGAUAAGAAAGUUCGCAGAGGGUCUUGCUGUUGUGGAAGUCAAGGAUGCAUACCCAACUGUAAUGGAAGAUCUGCAGGCUCUGAAGGCAGCAGGUGAAGUUUGGCUGUUAUCGAACAUGGACUCUCAGGAAGACAUUGUGUACCCUAAUGAUCCUAAAGCGAAGAUCAAGGUUGAUGACGACCUGAAGCAGCUCUUCCGGGAGAUUGAGUUGCCACGCGACAUGGUGGACAUAGAAAAGGAGCUCCAGAAGAAUGGCAUCAAGCCCAUGACCAACACUGCCAAACGCCGAGCAGCCGCUCAGAUUGACGGGGUGAAACCCAAACCUAAACCCAAGAAGAAACAGCGUGAGAUCACGAAACGGACCAAGCUCACGAAUGCCCAUCUGCCUGAGCUUUUCCAGAACCUCAACACUUAAUGUGUUAUAAUUGUCGCCAAAUCAAGAGUGAUUCAUUCUACUCCCAAUUAUCGCAAUGAUAUGUAUUUUUGAAAGCCCUUCUAUAUACUGUAUAUGGCGCUGUAAGCUCCACAAGUUUGGUCAGGCGACGAGACUGGUAAUUAUAUCUUCUCAUACAUAAAACAGCUACCGAUGCCCUACUUGAUACAA
Molecule: messenger RNA, 1334 nt
Organism: Phragmites australis (common reed)
Lineage: Eukaryota; Viridiplantae; Streptophyta; Magnoliopsida; Poales; Poaceae
Exons: 5
Coding region: 297-1145 (282 amino acids)
Biological process (GO): transcription initiation at RNA polymerase II promoter
Cellular component (GO): transcription factor TFIIE complex
Source: RefSeq, a predicted model, not a curated record